Hemibagrus wyckioides is the source of this 3705-nucleotide messenger RNA. Its product is annotated as NLR family CARD domain-containing protein 3-like. The transcript is spliced from 11 exons. The record is from RefSeq and is a predicted model, not a curated record. Gene Ontology annotation, molecular function: protein binding. Lineage: Eukaryota; Metazoa; Chordata; Actinopteri; Siluriformes; Bagridae. The coding region runs from base 284 to 3457 and encodes 1057 amino acids.
GCUGUAGUUGGACUGGAAACUUUCAGUCCAAUCUGGCAACCCUGUUAAAGCUCCGACUCCAGUGUGUCUCAUCGCAGCGGACUGAAACGGAGAAACGGUGUUGUUAAUGUCCAACAAGACGGACUGUUCAAUACAAGAAGUUCAACCAGCCAUCAUCUAGGAAAGCGGGAUAAUGUUCCUGUACAUCAAUAUCCCUAUAAGAGAUACCAGCAGAAGAGAUCAGUAUCAUCAGUGACUCAGCAGUGUCUCCAUAAACUGUCUGUUCAUACACUAAUAUUCAAAAAUGGAGAUCACUGAUCUGGACACAGAUAUGACCCCAACGCUAAUGAAGUGUAAACUUCAGAAAGAGAGAUCAGACUCACCAGCAGUCAGCUGUGUCUCCAUGAAGAGUGAUGAGUCUCUGGAGCUUCCUUCGAACUUUAAAAAUGCUGAUUCCUCACCUUUAGACAGUGUUCUACAGGAGGAACAAAAGAGAAGAAAAAAGAACAUCAUGACAUUUACAGGACACGCCCCAGAAUCUGCUGAUGUUCCUGAACUCCAGAAAAAGUUCAAAUUAAAUCUGAAGAAGAAGUUUCAGUGUUUAAAUGGAGAGAUGAUAAACCUGGGAACCCAAAUACUCCUGAAUGAGAUCUACACAGAGCUCUACAUCACAGAGGGAGACAGUGGAGACGUCAAUAAUGAACAUGAGGUGAGACAGAUCGAGGCAGCAUCCAGGAGAACAACAAGAAGAGAGGAAACACCAAUCAAAUGCAAUGACAUCUUUAAGCCUUUAUCUGAACAAGACAAACCCAUCAGAACUGUUUUGACAAAGACCUCAUCUGAACAAGACAAACCCAUCAGAACUGUUCUGACAAAGACCUCAUCUGAACAAGACAAACCCAUCAGAACUGUUCUGACAAAGACCUCAUCUGAACAAGACAAACCCAUCAGAACUGUUCUGACAAAGACCUCAUCUAAACUAGACAAAAUCAUCAGAACUGUACUGACAAAGACCUCAUCUGAACAAGACAAACCCAUCAGAACUGUUCUGAAAAAGACCUCAUCUAAACUAGACAAAAUCAUCAGAACUGUACUGACAAAGACCUCAUCUGAACAAGACAAACCCAUCAGAACUGUUCUGACAAAGACCUCAUCUGAACAAGACAAACCCAUCAGAACUGUUCUGACAAAGACCUCAUCUGAACAAGACAAACCCAUCAGAACUGUUCUGACAAAGGGAGUCGCUGGCAUCGGAAAAACAGUCUCUGUACAGAAGUUCAUUCUGGACUGGUCUGAAGGGAAAACAAAUCAGGACGUCCACCUCAUAUUUCCACUUCCUUUCAGAGAGCUGAAUUUGAUGAAGGACCAGAAACUGAGUCUGAUGGAGCUCCUUCAUGUCUUUUUUAAGGAAAUAAAAGAAACAGAAAUGUCCAGAUUGGAAAAGGUUCUGUUCAUUUUUGACGGAUUGGACGAGUGUCGUUUUCCUCUGGAUUUCCAGAACACAGUGAGAGUGUGUGAUGUAACUGAAUCAGCAUCAGUGCAGGAGCUGAUGAUAAACCUGAUCAAAGGGAAUCUGCUUCCCUCUGCUCUCAUCUGGAUCACCUCCCGACCAGCAGCAGCUGAUCAAAUCCCCUCUGAGUGUGUGCACCGAGUCACAGAGGUACGAGGGUUCAAUGACCCACAGAAGGAGGAGUAUUUCAGGAAGAGGAUCAGAGAUCAGAACCUGGCCAAUAACAUCUUCACACACCUGAAGUCAUUAAGAAGCCUCUACAUCAUGUGCCACAUCCCAGUCUUCUGCUGGAUUUCAGCCACUGUUCUAGAGAGGAUGUUGGGUGAAGCAGAGACUGGAGAGAUCCCCAAGACUCUGACUGAAAUGUACACACACUUCCUCAUCAUUCAGACAAACAUCAUAAGAGGAAAAUACUCACAGAAGCAGGAGAGUGAUGAAGAAAUGCUUCUUAAACUGGGACAACUGGCUUUUCAGCAGCUGAUGAAAGGGAACCUGAUCUUCUAUGAGGAAGACCUGAGAGAGUGUGGCAUUGAUGUGAGAGAAGCAGCAGUGUACUCAGGUGUGUGUACGCAGAUCUUCAGAGAGGAGUUUGGGCUUCACCAGAGUAAAGUGUACUGCUUUGUUCAUCUGACCAUUCAGGAGCAUUUGGCAGCUCUCUAUGUGCACACGGCAUUUAUGAAAGAAAACAGUAAUGUUCUUGAUCAGAGUCCAAAAAUGUCCUCUGUACGAAAUAUGUACUCUGUACCGAAGAGGUUCUCUGAACAAAGGAUUAAAAACAUUACAAUUUCAGAUGUCCACAAGUCUGCGGUAGAGCAGGCAUUAAAAAGUCAAACUGGACAUCUGGACCUUCUCCUUCGCUUUCUUCUGGGUCUCUCACUGGAGUCAAAUCAGAAACUCUUACAUACCUUAAUAACACAGACAGGAAGUAGCUCCGACAGCAAAGAGGAAACAGUUCAGUACAUUAAGCAGAAGAUCAGUAAAGAUCUUCCUCCAGAGAAAUCCAUCAAUCUUUUCCACUGUCUGAAUGAACUGGGUGAUAAUUCUCUAGUGGAGGAAAUCCAACGCUACCUGAAAUCUGGAAAACAAAGUGAACUCUCUUCCUCACAGUGGUCUGCUCUGGUGUUUGUGUUACUGACCUCAGAACAGGAUCUGGAGGAAUUUGACCUGAAUAAAUAUUUCAGUCCAGAGAAGAUAACAGAUCUGGUUCUUGUGAAGAUGAUGCCUGUGAUUGCAGCAUCCAGAAAAGCAAUUAUCAGGUGUGAUACAAUUCAAGACAGAGGUGGAAAAUCUCUGGCAUCAGUGCUCAGAUCAGAAACCUCCAAUCUGAAAGAACUCCAUCUGAUUGUGGAUACACUGGAUCUGUCUUGGAAUGAUCUAGGAGAUUCAGGAGUGAAGAGACUCUGUGCUGUAUUGGAGAAUCCUCUGUGUAAAGUGAAGAAACUGAGGUUGUAUGAUUGUAAUUUCUCAGAUGAAGGCUGUUCUGCUCUGACUUCAGCUCUGAGAUCAAACCCCUCACACCUGAGAGACCUGGAUCUGUCUAGGAAUAAUCUAGACUCAGGAGUGAAGAGUCUCUCUGCUCUACUGGAGAAUCCUCUCUGUAAACUGGAGACACUGAGGUUGCCGUAUUGUGGUGUCUCAGAUGAAGACUGUGCUGCUCUGACUUCAGCUCUGAGAUCAAACCCCUCACACCUGAGAGACCUGAAUCUGUCCUUUAAUAAUCUAGGAGACUCAGGAGUGAAGAGUCUCUCUGCUCUACUGGAGAAUCCUCUCUGUAAACUGGAGACACUGAGGUUGCAGUAUUGUGAUUUCUCAGAUGAAGGCUGUGCUGCUCUGACUUCAGCUCUGAGAUCAAACCCCUCACACCUGAGAAAUCUGAAUCUGUCUGGAAAUAAAAUAAAAGACUCAGGAGUGAAGAGUCUCUCUGAUCUAAAGAGGGAUAAUCACAAUCUACAGAUAGUGAAUUGGUGAUGAACAUCUGUGUACGAGAUGAAGACUCUGGUGUUCCUGCAUUUCCAUGUUGGGGAUCAGACAUUUAAUACACUGAGUGUCACUGAUCACUUUAUUAGGAAUAACUGUACACCUGCUCCUUCCUGCAAUUAUCUAAUCAGCCAUUCAUAUGAUAAUUCAUAAACUCGUGUUGAUAAAUAUACUGUAUAUAAAAAUAAAUGUAGAUACAGAUCACAUGUACAAAGAAAAUAAAGUGUUAGAAACAUUCA